AUGAGAGCUAUACUUAUUGAUUGGAUGAUGGAAGUUUCUAUGGAAUUUAUGUUAAAAAGAGAUACUUUUUAUAAUGCUUAGAGUAUUAUAGAUAGAUAUUUAUAAGAAACUUAUAAUGUUAAAAAAACUGAUCUCUAAUUAAUUGGUGUUACUGCACUUUAUAUUGCUUCAAAAAUCGAAGAAAUCGAUUCACCUAAUAUUUAAGAUUUUGUACGUUCGACUGAUAAUGGAUAUACAGAUAUUUAAGUAAAAUAAACUGAAAUAACGAUAGUUGAAAAACUUAAUUUUAGAUUAAAUCCUCCUACUUAUAGUAUGUGGUGCAAUUGGUUUAUGUGCUAAUGGGAUAUUUUUGUUGAAAAUUCAUCUUUUGCUUAAAAUUCUUAGUUGGUAUAUGAAUACUUUAAAAUUAAUAAUUGCCUCAAUUAAUUUAAAUAACCAAAUGAAUAAUCUUAUUCUUUAUAUAGAGAAUUCAUGUAAAUUAUAGAUUGCUCUAUUAUGAAUAUAAAAACAAUUGGGUUUGAAAAAAAAAUAAUUAUUGCGAGUUUAAUGUAUUUGGUUUUGGGAAAAUCUUUUAAGGUUUUUAAUACUAAUGAUAUUGUGAAUAUAUUUUAAGAUAGUUAUAGUUUCCUUUUAGACCCCAGCUGCAUAUUUAAUGAAUUAUUUUAAGCUUUUUUAAAUGAAAGUUUUGGACUUUAGUUACUUGAUUUACUUCAUACUAUUUAGUAUUUAUGUUAAUAUUUUACAAUUAGUUUUAAUUUCGAUUUACCUAGAGCUGCUAAAAUAAAUUAAGAAAGUUUGCUAUAGGUAUAUUAUAUAUUUUUAAUAUUUUUUUAUUUGAUAAUUUUUAUUUUUUUAGUAAUUUAUUAUUAAUAUUUUAUUUUGUUUUUAGGGACAUUUUGA
Ichthyophthirius multifiliis is the source of this 900-nucleotide messenger RNA. RefSeq names its product n-terminal domain protein. Gene Ontology annotation, cellular component: nucleus; centrosome; cyclin-dependent protein kinase holoenzyme complex. Gene Ontology annotation, biological process: regulation of cyclin-dependent protein serine/threonine kinase activity; mitotic cell cycle phase transition. The record is from RefSeq and is a predicted model, not a curated record. Gene Ontology annotation, molecular function: cyclin-dependent protein serine/threonine kinase regulator activity. Lineage: Eukaryota; Ciliophora; Oligohymenophorea; Hymenostomatida. The transcript is spliced from 3 exons.